AUGGUCAAGCCUCUUACAUUUAAAGGUGAUAAAAAGGUCAAAAAGCGCAAGCGGGCAGACGGCGAUGACCGUGCCCUCACUCAAGCUAAAAACCUCAGCUCCACCCAGUCAGCGGACCACGAUGACCAGAAUUGGGUAUCGGCAGACGUUCCCUCAGACAUUUCUGGGCCAGUUGUCAUAGUUUUACCCUCUACACCACCUACAUGUAUUGCCUGUGACGUUAACGGCAAGGUGUUUGCGAGCGAGAUCGAGAACAUGAUAGAAGGAGACCCGAGUACUGCGGAACCACAUGAUGUGAGACAGGUCUGGGUUGCAACAAAGGUAGCCGGCUCAGAGGGAUUUAAUUUCAAAGGUCACCAUGGGAGGUAUUUAAGCUGUGAUAAAUAUGGUAUUUUGAGCGCCACAUCCUCUGCCAUAUCCGCACUUGAGUCCCUUAUUCCCAUCUCCUCGGUAGAGUCACCCGGACUAUUUUCCUUCCAGACAUGCGGCGGUGAUAAAGAUGCAUUCCUCGCCAUCAAGGAAAACACAACCUCGUCCAACUCCGUGGAAAUCCGCGGCGACGCAGAGAAUGCUUCCUUCAACUCCUCAUUUCGCGUGCGAAUGCAGGCACAAUUCAAACCGAAACUGAGGGCGUCCAAGGAAAGCAAAGCGUUGGAAAAAGUCAGCCGGAAAGAGCUGGAAGCCACCGUCGGUCGAAGGUUGGAGGAUCAUGAAGUCAAGAGGUUGAAGAGAGCGAGAAAAGAAGGCCAUUACCACGAAGAGAUUUUAGAUCUACGUGUGAAGGGGAAACAUGAUAAGUUUGCCUCGUGA
Messenger RNA from Ophidiomyces ophidiicola, 810 nucleotides. RefSeq lists its product as uncharacterized. Gene Ontology annotation, cellular component: striated muscle dense body; catalytic step 2 spliceosome; nucleolus. The record is from RefSeq and is a predicted model, not a curated record. The coding region runs from base 1 to 810 and encodes 269 amino acids. The transcript is spliced from 2 exons. Lineage: Eukaryota; Fungi; Ascomycota; Eurotiomycetes; Onygenales; Onygenaceae. Gene Ontology annotation, molecular function: actin filament binding.